CAAUAAAAACAUUGGCGUAGUAGAUUUGUCCUGAAACGGACUGAUGAGUGAAACGACAAAGUAAAGAUUGAUUGUGAAACCGUAGAAGAUGAAUUUUUAUUAAAUUUGAGUCCGUGCAAUGAAUGUCGAAGAAGAAGAAUCAUUGGAAGUCAGGCAAAGAAAUGAAAUUCAGGCGCUACAAGCUAUUUUCACAAGUGAUUUUGUUGCAGUGAAUUUGUCAUCUAAUAGUGAGAAAUGGUCUCCCCCAGAAUUUAUUUUGCUGUUAAAACCUCAAAAAGGAUUAUCACAAGAUGAAGUACAUGCAACAGUACAGUUACGUGUAAAAUUUCCUUGUGAUUACCCCCAGUCACAUCCAUCCAUUAAACUGGAAAAUGGAGAGGGGAUCUCUUCCAAAGAUAUUGAAAAGUUGCAACUUGAAUUAGAGCAAUUAUGUAAAGAGGGUGUAGGGGAAGAAGUUACUUUCAACUUGGCUCAUCAUGCUCAAGGUUUUUUAGCAGAGAGAAACCAAAAACCAAGAUUCCAAUCCUUUCAUGAGGAAAUGUUGGCAGCACAGAGAAAAAAUAUGGAAAAAUCUGUGUUAGAAGAGAAGUCAAGGCAAGUGAGGGAAGAUGAACAGCAGCUUAUUGCAUUUUGUGAAGAGAUUCAAAAGAAACAACCUGCUCUGUUAAGUGAGCUUCGAAGAAUAACAAACCUAGAUCCUAACCAACUUCCCUUCCUUGAAAUAAAUCUUGGUUCUUCACAAACCAGUAAUAAAAAUGAAGACCAAUCAAAUUUGGAUCACACAAUAGAGGCACAAAAGUUAUGCACACAUCCAAAAGUUAAAAAAAUUUCGUUCUCGAACAAGGAUGGAGGUCGAAUUUAUUACUGUGGGCCGUGCUUGGGUAUAUGUCGGCCAAAUAGGUAUAUUUGCGCUGCUGUGGAACCCAAUCUGAAAGAAGCAGCAACUAUUACAACCUAUCAGAUUUCUGGUGUGAACCUGGAAUCUCGACGCAAGCAAAUAUCUUUGGUUGAGCAAGAGUUUCGAUUACUGCAACGUAAUGUUCACCACUCAGCUCUCAUUCCGUUGCUAGCCUUCAAAUGGGAAAUGUCAGAAGAUGAAGAAUGCUUUUAUCUCUAUGUUGCGGAGCAACUUGUGCCUGGAUUAUCCUUGAAUUUCUUUAUUAAUAGAGGCUUUAGCGUUAGCGUUGACAUAUUGCGCCAUAUAACCGGUAACAUACUUCAAGCGCUUCAAGUCCUGCAUAGAGCUAACGUGGUACACAAAAAUCUUCGUCAUAGCAGCAUUUUUCUGGACAGCUUUGGUGAAGUUAAAGUCGGUGACUACAGUCUUGAGUCUAGGAUCAAUGAAAUUUUUUCCAUUCAAGAUGAUCGACCUUCGUUAUCGAUGUAUCCUUCUGCUCCUGGAAGAGGGGGGAAAAGAGGAGAUAUCCACCGACUAGGCAUUCUUCUUUGGACUUUAUAUCAAGGAAAUAUUGUUCACCGUUGGGAUUGCCUGAAGCUUCCGUCAUCCAUGCCGCUUUUGCUAAGAGAUUUAAUAGGGAAAUGCAUUGGUUCUGAUAUUGAGAAAGAUAGAAUGAGCAUUGACGAACUCUUAUCACACGCUUUUCUCAAGACGCCGAUUUUUCGAGAACACCAAGAACAGGAGGAGAGUAGAGAUGACGAUAAAUUUCGAUCUGAUGUUCCACAAGUUGCUUCCAGAACGGAAAUGCCUCAUAUCCCAUCGAGGUUACUCAGCGAGUUUGAAACACUCCAGUUCUUGGGCUCUGGGGGGUUUGGAGAUGUUCUUAAAGUACGGAACAAGCUAGAUGGCAACAUUUAUGCAAUUAAAAGAAUAUUGCUUGAUGCCAAAAGUCGCCAACUCAACAAAAAAAUUACUCGCGAAGUCAAACUUCUUUCUCGUCUCAAUCAUGAAAAUAUCGUCCGGUAUUACAACUCUUGGUUGGAAACUGUUCAGACUGAUUCGCCUUCUCGUUCAGGACAUAGCGAAAGUCGGGACGACCCCAAAGUUAACGGAAUGAAGCAAAACAACGUUGCAGAAUCAGACAGCUCGGAUUUAUCUCAUUCAAGAGGCCCAUGGUUUAUCAAGCCUCAGGAAAGCAGUUCAUCAGGAGGUAUCGAGUUUGACUCAGAUGGUCUAGAAAGCUCAUCGUCGGAAGAAGAGGAAUCUUCCAAGGAAGAAGACACAGUCGAUGCUCCCAAUUCUUCGUCCCGCAGUCUGCAAAGCAUGUACAUCCAGAUGGAGUAUUGUGAGAAGAGUACACUGAGAACCGCCAUCGAUUCUGAGUUAUUUCGUGAUAAACCACGAAUCUGGAGGCUUUUCCGGGAAAUCGUCGAAGGAUUAGCUUACAUUCAUCUACAAGGAAUUAUUCAUCGCGAUCUAAAGCCCGUCAAUAUAUUUUUGGAUUCGGAAGACCGUGUGAAAAUAGGAGAUUUUGGUUUAGCGACUUCCAGUCCGCUUACAACUUUAGCCACAGCGGCCACCGUGGAUGCUAUUGAUGGAGCUUCGAAUCGAAUCGCGCUAUCGAAUGACAAAUCAAGUGAAAUUGCCUCGAACUCUGGGCAACUCACAGGUCAAAUUGGCACAGUGCUUUAUGUCGCGCCAGAGUUAAAAGCCAGUUCUGGCAAAACCAAUUAUAACGAAAAGGUAGAUAUUUACAGUUUAGGAAUCAUCUUUUUUGAAAUGUGUCAUCCACCACUGCUCACUGGCAUGGAAAGAAUAAAGGUCCUAAGCUCUCUUCGAUUACCAGAAAUUGUUCUCCCGGUUUCAGAUAAUCUAACUGGCAAAGAGGUUCAGUUAAUUAAUUGGUUACUGAAUCACAAUCCAAGUGCGCGCCCCUCGUCCACGGAAUUGCUUCAAUCCCCGAUUUUGCCUCCUCCGCAGCUAGAAGAAGCUGAAUUACAGGAAAUGAUCCGCCAUACUCUUUCCAACACACAGAGCAAAGCCUACAAACAUUUGGUGGCUUCAUGUUUUCAGCAAAAAAUGACCAUCUCUGAAGAUCUAGUCUACAAUAUGGACAUGACCUCUUCAGCAGGAUUGCAGCAAUCAGCCUGGAUUUUUCAGGCCGUACAAGAAGUUUUUGUUAAACAUUGUCAGCGAAGAGGGGCUAUUUACUUUAAGACUCCGACAUUAUCUCCUAAGAAGGGUCAACCAAAUCAAGGAUUCUCACAGGUUCUUUUGAUGAAUCACGCCGGUAGCAUAGUGACUUUACCAACGGAUCUUCAAACUCCUUUUGCCCGAUUCAUCUCCCGUUCCAAUCUAACCUGGCUAAAACGUUACUGCAUAGAUUAUGUUUAUAGCGAACGGAAACUCGUAGGCCUUCAUCCCAAGUCGUUCCCGGAACUCGCAUUCGACAUUGUAACCCCUUCACCGUCAUCAGUACUUGCAGAUGCUGAAGUUUUGGUCACAAUUUCAGACGUUUUCUCCGAUCAGCGCUUGAAAAUUGAAAGGAAAAUAACGCUCGAGUUGGGACAUCAUUUGCUUCUUAAAGGCGUGCUGAUCCACUGUGGCAUCCCUGAGGACAAGCGUUCGGAGCUUUGCCACAUACUUAAAACGCGCUCGAAAUCCGAAGGGCAAAUUCAAAACAAAACAGCGAAAUUGGCUAUCUCGCGCCAGUCGAUAGAUAUGCUUUUAAAUUUGUUGGAAUUGGAAGGAAGUGUGGCCAAGGUUACAGCUGCGUUGACAAAUUUAAUAAGUCGGAAAGGAGAAGCAGCAUCUUUGGCCAAACAAGCGCUACACGAGCUUGACGCGAUUGCCACUCACGCUGAGUGCAUGGGGUUACGAAAUACCUAUAGCAUACGCAUCGACACCGCCCUUCAAAACUACACUACCCAUUGGGGUAUGGUCUUCCGAUUUGUUUGUCGAUCGAACUUGAGAAAAACUAAGAUUGACGACGUCUUAGCGACCGGAGGUCGUUACGAUGCAUUGGUCAGAUCUUUUCAGAAUGCACUUGUCAAUCGGAAAAAAGUAGAUGGUGAGCCAAUGAGUCAACCCACAGUAGUUGGUGGCUUGAUCCAUUUAGACAGAGUUGCAGCCAUCCUGAAAGAAACUGAGGUUAUUGAAGAACGAGUACUCGUCUACGUUGCUAUCUGUACCGUAGGAUAUCGUCCUCAGACCAAGGAACAAGCCUCAUUAGUUAAGGAUUUGUGGAACAACGGGGUUCGCGCCACAGUGUUAGAUCAUUGUCAGAGUCUUGAUGAAGCUCAAAUUUGGUGCAGAGAAAAAAAUGUGCCGCACAUAGUAAUUCUAAAGGAUUCCGAGGUUGGUUCUGCGAGGUUAAAAACAUGGGAAAAAGAUCGAUAUACUGAAAGGAAAAUGAUGCUGGGUGAACUGAUUGACGUUUUAAAGUGUAGUGCCGAAUCUGCAAACGACACGACUGAAUCUUUGGUUUCACACACUCGCCAAGAUUCUAUGAACAGAAGUAAUAGUUUAAGUGAAACUUGCGGCAAUCAAACGGCCACUAGUUUACAAGGUAUCGCGGGUAAUCCAAUUGUGAACUUUCACAUCUUAAUCGAAGAAAAACUUCCUGUUCAUGCCAGAAAGCGUUAUGAAAAACAGAUUCUAAAGCAUAUUCAAACAACGCUGCAAAAUUUUCAUUCGCGAGUUCAAGUCGAUAUCGUUGCAAUAGAAGCUACCGCGGUUGUCGUUCAAUCGUUAUUGAUUGCCCUUUAUGUUGAUCCUAGCGACGCAAAGGCAGUAGAACAAGCGAUUGGAGUUGUCGUUGAUAAACACCGGAGACAACGCAAAUACUUGCAGAGAAUAUACGAGCAACUUCUUCAACUCAAAUUUGAAAAACAUGUUACUGUUCUGAUGAUCUAUGGACUACACGAUAAUUCCAGUAGAAUUUGUAUGUAAUGGCUAGAUUACUAAUGUAAAUUGGGGUGAAUGUGUUAUUUUAUAUUUUCUUAUUUUAAGAGUGAAAUCAAAUCAAAGUGUUGUAACUUGUAAUUUGCUGCUAGGCUAGGGUCAACAACCCUGACGUUUCUGAAACUGUUUACAAAAUGGAAAAUAAAAGCAGUUUAUGAUGUGUU
This is a messenger RNA of Daphnia pulicaria, 5025 nucleotides long. RefSeq names its product eIF-2-alpha kinase GCN2-like (gene Gcn2). Gene Ontology annotation, biological process: DNA damage checkpoint signaling; regulation of translational initiation by eIF2 alpha phosphorylation. The transcript has 17 exons. Gene Ontology annotation, molecular function: ATP binding; protein binding; eukaryotic translation initiation factor 2alpha kinase activity. Bases 119 to 4849 code for a protein of 1576 amino acids. NCBI's taxonomy places the organism in Eukaryota, Metazoa, Arthropoda, Branchiopoda, Diplostraca, Daphniidae. Gene Ontology annotation, cellular component: cytosol. The record is from RefSeq and is a predicted model, not a curated record.